AUGCGGUCUAUUUGGAAUGUCGUCGACAAGCUGUCGGACGAGACCAUGGCCAAGGUUGAUGCGUACAUGAGCCAGAAGAUCGCCGCGGGCAAGAACAACGGCUGCACACUGGAGAACGCGGGAGUACGGAGAGAGUGGGGCGACAUGACCAUCGAACAACGAUCCGACUUCAUCAACGCCACGCUCUGCCUGAUGAAGGCGCCAUCCAAGGCGCCCAAGAGCCAGUUCCCAGGAGCUCGGACCCGGUACGACGAUUUCAUGGCCUAUCACCUGACGAAUGCCGGUUCUCUGCACGACACGAUUGGCUUGUUCCCUGCCCACAAGUAUUUCUUGCUUGCGUAUGAGACGGCUCUUCGUAACGAGUGUGGCUAUAAGGGAUAUCACCCGUACAUGAACUACGACCGCUACACCAAAGAUCCAAAGAAUUCAGCCCUCUUCAACGGCAACGCGACAAGUAUGGGUGGCAACGGCUUGCCGGACCCCAAGUACACCGGCCUUCGCACCGGUACCGGAACGAUCAAACCGGGCGGCGGAGGUGGAUGCGUUGUUGACGGCCCCUUCACAGAGUACACAGCCAACAUCGGUCCCGGCGCCCCCGUCAUGAACAACGUGCCCAGAAACCCAAUCUCCAACGGCACCGGGUACAACCCUCGCUGCAUGCGCCGCGACAUCAGCGUCGACGCGGCCCUCGGCGCCACGGCAGACCGCGCGUACAACCUCCUCACCAAGUCCAAGGACAUCAACACCUUCUACAACACCUUGCUCACACCACCCCGGAACGUGAGCGAUCCGUACAACUUUGGGAUCCACACAGCUGGUCAUUACAUAUCGGGGGGAGACCCCGGUGGCGAUCCGAUGGUUUCACCUGGGGACCCAAUCUUUUAUUUUCAUCACGCGUCGCUGGAUAGGUUGUGGUGGAUUUGGCAGAUGAUGGAUCCGGAGAAGAGGGUUAAUGCGCAGGUGACGCUUGGUGGGAGGGAUGCUGCGACGAGGAAGCUUGAUUUGAAGUGGCUUGCGCCUGAUGUGAUUCCUGUUAUUGAGGCGCAUGAUGGGCUUGGGGGGUUUGGGGGGUUGUUUUGUCAUGUAUAUGUAUAA
Podospora anserina S mat+ is the source of this 1095-nucleotide messenger RNA. RefSeq lists its product as uncharacterized. The coding region runs from base 1 to 1095 and encodes 364 amino acids. Lineage: Eukaryota; Fungi; Ascomycota; Sordariomycetes; Sordariales; Podosporaceae. The record is from RefSeq and is a predicted model, not a curated record. Gene Ontology annotation, molecular function: oxidoreductase activity. The transcript is spliced from 5 exons.